AUGGAUCACUUUGUGAAAGCCCAAACAUAUACAAGUAGACAGACGGUCAGUUUGAACGCAGAACGUCAGCGAAGAUGAAGGUUCGAGGUAUGCAGAUCUGGGGCUUGCUGUUGACGUUACUGGGCUGGAUUUUCGUGGCUUGCACCAUGGCCAUGGAGAGCUGGAAGGUCACGUCUGUCGGAGGGCAGGGUGGGAGCUCCAUCAUCACGGUGGGCUGGUACUGGUCCAGUCUGUGGAGGGCAUGCUACACCGACUCCGCCGCCACAUCCAACUGCUACGACUUUCCUGUGCUUUGGGCCGUAGAAGAUUACCUCCAGAUUGUAAGGGCUCUGCUGAUGUCUGGCAUGGGUGUCGGAGUGCUGGGGUUCAUCCUGAGCUUUGCGGGAAUGGAGUGCACUUACAUUGGAGGCAAAGACCAUGAGAAGAACCGAUCCAUGUUCACAGGAAGCUUUUGUCACGUCUUAAGUGGUUUGCUCUCUGCCUGUGGAUAUGCAGUAUACGCUCAUUACGUCUCUGCUGAGUUUUUCAACCCCAGAUUUGACGGAUUGCAAUUUGACUUGGGAACUCCGUUGUUUCUCGGGUGGGCUGGAUGCGCCUUUCAGAUCACUGGUGGAAUUUUUUUCCUGGUUUCAGUUUACAAGAUCAGGUCUCAGACAUACAGCAGGCCACUAACGUCCAUCGUUCCUGCAGUGGAGGGUAAAGCCUCACGCUCCUCCCACACAAACCUUUCCAUAAUCUCUGAACUUUCCUCAAAAUCUGGCGUAUCAUCAAUAUCUGAGCUCUCCUCUCAGUCUCACAUUUCACCUGUGAACACACGUGUCUCCAGAACCCGGCGUACUUCCAGACGCAAAUCGAGGAGCUCUGUCAAAUCUGCAGUUUAUCGGCCGGUGCGAUCAUCCAUGUCCUCAAGGUUAAGCAGAUCGGAUUUAAACAGAAGGAAAUUAUCCGCUCCAUCCAGAACUGCCACACAUUUCUUUAUCAGGAACUCGUACCUCUGAAACAGUUCAGUGUGGAUUACUGGAGAUGUUGAAGUAGACAAACACAGUGUACUGCACUUCUGCAAUGACAUAUCUAUGACUGAAUAUUAAGGAGGCUCUUUGCAUUCAAAGCAACUCUGGAAAUUUACUGUUGAAUGUUUUUGCAAAUGUUUGAGGUUAUGGGAUGCUCGGCAGAGAAACGUGACCAAUAGCUUUCCUGCUGAAAAACAACAACAAUAGAAACCAUCACAGAAAUUCUAAUAGUUUUCAUUAAAACACCAUUAUCAUAUUUUUUUCCAUCAAACCAUUACAAAACUCCUUUUUGUAGGGCUGUUUGGGCCUUUUUCCAAUAAGAUUACCCUGCUGAAAAAAACAAUAGAAACCAUUAAAGAAGUUAUAAUGGUUUUAAUGGUUUCGAAGGGAUUUGUAUUGGCUUUAAUGGAAAAUGUAGUGGUUUUACUGGUAUGUGAUGGAUUAUAUUGGUGGGAUGUUAAAUCCUAUUGGAAUCAUGCCCAAAACACACUAUAGAACACACUUCUUUCCUGUGGCUCAGUGGUUAGAGCAUGCCGCUAUCAAUGUCAGUGUCAUGGGUUCGAUCCCAGGG
This is a messenger RNA of Triplophysa rosa, 1581 nucleotides long. RefSeq names its product claudin 10e (gene cldn10e). Gene Ontology annotation, molecular function: structural molecule activity. Gene Ontology annotation, cellular component: bicellular tight junction; plasma membrane. Lineage: Eukaryota; Metazoa; Chordata; Actinopteri; Cypriniformes; Nemacheilidae. The record is from RefSeq and is a predicted model, not a curated record. Bases 75 to 998 code for a protein of 307 amino acids. The transcript has 5 exons. Gene Ontology annotation, biological process: bicellular tight junction assembly; cell adhesion.